Molecule: messenger RNA, 575 nt
Organism: Aphidius gifuensis
Lineage: Eukaryota; Metazoa; Arthropoda; Insecta; Hymenoptera; Braconidae
Product: DNA-directed RNA polymerase II subunit Rpb4-like
Exons: 3
Coding region: 78-497 (139 amino acids)
Biological process (GO): positive regulation of translational initiation; transcription initiation at RNA polymerase II promoter; nuclear-transcribed mRNA catabolic process, deadenylation-dependent decay
Cellular component (GO): P-body; RNA polymerase II, core complex
Molecular function (GO): nucleotide binding; translation initiation factor binding
Source: RefSeq, a predicted model, not a curated record
AAUAUUGCAACAAGUCAACAACAAUAUCAAACAUCCCUGUCAACGUAAGGAUUAAAAAUAAACAAUAAUAAUUGAAAAUGUCAAACUUUAAUCAGACAGAUAUAAUUGAAGAUGAUGCAGCUGAUUUAAAAUUUCCAAAAGAAUUUGAAAAUGCUGAAACACUAUUGAUAUCUGAGGUACACAUGCUUCUGGAGCAUAGAAAAGCACAAAAUGAAUCUGCUGAAGAGGAACAAGAAUUUUCUGAAGUUUUUAUGAAAAGUCUCAAUUAUACUGAUCGUUUUAGAAAAUUUAAAAACAAAGAAAUAAUUUCAGCAGUUAGAAAUUUAUUGAUGCAAAAAAAAUUACACAAAUUUGAGCUUGCAUCAUUGGCAAAUUUAUGUCCUGAAACACCAGAAGAAGCAAAAGCAUUGAUACCAAGUCUUGAGUGUAGAUUGGAAGAUGAAGAAUUACGAACAAUUCUUGAAGAUAUUCAUACCAAAAGAUCACUCCAAUACUAAAAAUACAUUUUUUUUUAAAUUUUUCAUAAUUUUAAAACUAAGUCAUAUUAAUUAUUAAUAUUAUUAUUUUUUUUUUAU